This is a messenger RNA of Asparagus officinalis (garden asparagus), 1450 nucleotides long. Its product is annotated as protein CNGC15b-like. The transcript has 3 exons. Lineage: Eukaryota; Viridiplantae; Streptophyta; Magnoliopsida; Asparagales; Asparagaceae. The coding region runs from base 491 to 1279 and encodes 262 amino acids. The record is from RefSeq and is a predicted model, not a curated record.
AAAGCUAGAAAGCUCCUUCCAACGAGUUAAAUCUGUCGCGUUCUACUCUCAACUUCUUAUUGCUCCAAGACUCGGCUGGCAACUUCUUUUUCUCCGGUCUUUUUAACUUUUAAGUCUCUCCAAAUUCUCACUACAACUUGACCCAUUCGUCUUCACAGACUGUGAGAACAAAAUCUUUCAAUUUCUCGAUAUAGAGUUUGAGGCCGAGGGAGGAGGAGUUGUGGAAUAAGGUUAGUAAAGGACUCGCAGAAAGAAAAAGGGUCACAUGUUUCUGCCUACGUUGAAGACCUGGAUCAGAGCAUCUCUGAAGCUUUUACUUACAGAUGGUUAGUUUGGGUCACAAGAUACUUGGCUUAAAGUUCUCACAGGCCAACUUCCUAUGGCAGAGCUCUCAAAUCGCGUCACCCUCCGUCGACGACUCGCCACGAUAUAAACUCUGUCGUCGAUCAACAACUACGCACGACUGAAGGACUCCUGAUCAAGAAGAACCAUGGCCUUCCCUAAUUCAAGAUCUGUGAGGUUCCGCGAUGAAGUUGGACUGGGAAAUUCAACGACGAAUGAAAACUACGACCAUCUCAAGUAUAAAUGCCCGUCAGAAUCAGGAUCAGCGUCAGGAAAACCGCACCGAUCCUUCAAGGCCAAGGUGCUGUCCCGAGUGUUUUCAGAAGACUAUGAAUCGGUGAGAGCGGAGAGGAAGAAGAGGAUCUUUGAUCCUCGUGGCCCAGCUAUCCAUCAAUGGAACAGGAUUUUCCUUGUGGCUUGCAUCUUCUCGCUCUUCUUGGACCCGCUCUUCUUCUACCUGCCCGGCACAAGAGAAGAGGACUGUGUAGAGAUUAGCGUUCCCCUCGUAUUGGCACUUACAAUCCUUCGAUCGUUGGCAGAUGUGUUCUAUGUUGUCCAGAUAUUUUUUCGCUUCAGAACGGCAUUCGUUGCUCCAUCCUCUCGGGUUUUUGGUAGAGGCGAGCUUGUUAUUGAACCUUCUAAAAUUGCGCAUAGGUACCUAUCAAGAGGUUUCUGGCUUGAUCUCCUUGCGGCAUUGCCAAUUUCUCAGGUUGUGAUAUGGUUGGUAAUUCCCAACCUGGAAGGUUCCACAACCAGAAACACUAAGAACUUCCUGCGAUUCUGCAUCAUCUUCCAAUAUAUCCCGAGGCUCUUUCUAAUUUUUCCUCUUUCAUCCCAAAUUGUGAAGACAAGUGGAGUCAUGAUGGAAACUGCAUGGGCUGGAGCUGCAUACAACCUUGUUCUCUAUAUGCUAGUGAGCCAUGUAAGUAAUUACUAGUACUUUCUACCUGUGGAAUGCUAAAUUUUUAUUCAAAGAAUGAAAGUUUUCUGACCUUAGGGGCCCUACUUUUUAGAAGUUGAAUGUUGCAUAUGUUGAAAAUUAUGGUUAAAUGUGGAAUUAAACAGUGAAAGAUGAUGUGCUGUAAUUUUAAAUUUUUCAGUCCACUGC